CCGAGUAUUUUACGCGCAACCUACCUCAAAGGGUCACGCGCCUGGUGCCACGAAGGUCACCGAUGUUGCCUCAGGACAGCGCCGCGAUGGGCCUGGCUAUGCAGAGCAGAGCGGUCGACACGAGGGUGCAGCUGGAGGUCAAAGAGGGCGAGCCCAGGGGAACGUUGGUCGGUCAGAUACCUGUCAAGUCCGACUUCACGUACAGAUUCAACGAGCUGCCGCAGGAGUUCCUGCUCGAUCCGGAGACCGGUCAGAUAAGAACGGCGAAGGUGCUCGAUCGCGAGGCCCUCAGCAGCGAUCGCUUCGACCUGGUCGUGCUCUCGAGCCUGCCGACGUACCCGAUCGAGGUGCGGAUCUUGGUGCUGGACAUCAACGACAACGAUCCGGAAUUUCCAGAGGCCAGCAUCGCGGUGAGCUUCUCCGAGUCCGCCGUGGCGGGCACCAAGCUGCUGUUGGACGCCGCUACGGACAGGGACACGCCGGAUAACGGUGUCCUGGACGAUUACUUCAUCGUCGACGGCAACACGGACGGGAAGUUUCGUCUUCAGGUCACCGCCAAUCCCACCGGUGAGGCGUCGUACCUCCACCUGGAGACCACGGGCAAGCUGGACCGCGAACAGGUGGAAUACUACUCGCUGAACAUCUGCGCUCGCGACCGUGGCCAGCCACCGCGGCUCGGCUACCUGCUGGUGAACGUGACGGUGUUGGACGUGAACGACAAUCCUCCCGUCUUCCAGCAGAGCGACUACGUCGUGUCGUUGAACGAGAGCGCGCCGAUCGGCACGAAGGUGCUCACGGUGCACGCUACCGACAAGGACUCGGAGGACAAUUCCAAGCUGACGUACUACCUGCCGGACAACGAGCGGAAGUUCACCAUAGACCCGGAGACGGGCACGAUCACCACCGCCGAGCCCCCGAGGUGUCCCGAGCAGAUGUGCAACGUGUCACCCCGGGAGGACGGUUGCCCCAAGAGCUGCGUCAUCACGGUCUUCGCUCGCGAUCACGGCUCGCCCCGACAGGACGGCCGCACCUACGUGACGGUGAAUCUGCUGGACGCGAACGACCACACGCCCCAGAUCGAGUUCACCUUCUUCCCGUCGAACGCGGGCCUCCAGUUCGCCACCGUCGACGAGAACGCCGCGAACGACUCGAUCGUGGCGGCGGUCGCGGUGGUCGACACCGACCAGGGCCUGAACGGCCGGUCCACCGUGCAGAUCCGCUCCGGUAACGAGCUCGGUCACUUCCGGCUGGAGCACACGAAGGGCCUCUACAUCGUGCGGGUCCACGGUCGGUUGGACCGCGAGGAGAUACCCAAGUACAACCUGACGAUGGUAGCCACCGAUAAAGGCGUACCGCCCAGAUCCUCCACGGCCUUCCUCGUGAUCCACGUGAACGACGUGAACGACCACGAGCCGGUGUUCCAGCAGAGCGAGUACUCGGCGGUGCUGUCGGAGCUGUCGCCGAUCGGCAGCUUCGUCGCCAGCAUCCUGGCGACGGACUCGGACACCGGAGUGAACGCGAAGAUCCACUACGAGUUCGCCAUGGGCAACGAGCAGCAUUGGUUCGCCAUCGACAGCGACACCGGCCUGGUUACCACCGUGGCCACCUUGGACCGCGAGGUCAAAGGCAGUGUCGAGCUGCACGUGUCGGCUCGGGACGGCGGCCCGAAUCCCAAGUACGCGUCCACGCAUCUGAAGGUCACCGUCCUCGACGAGAACGACGAGGCGCCCUGCUUCUCCGAGAGCAUGAUCAACGUCACCCUGUUGGAGGACACGCCUCCGCAGAGCCUGGUGGCCGCCCUCACCGCCGUGGACAACGAUCAGGGUACCAACGGUAGCGUCGCCUACUACUUCCACCCGAGCGUCUUGCACGAUUACCCCAAUACCUUCGCGUUGGACAUGCUCAGCGGUCAGCUGACGACCAAGGUCAGCCUCGACCGAGAGACCAUAGCGGAGUAUCGGAUCCUGGUGAUAGCCAAGGACCAAGGCACGCCCGUGCAAUCCUCGACGGCCACCGUGGUGUUGACCGUGGAGGACGUCAACGACAACACGCCGGUCUUUUACCCCUGGCGAUACCUGAUGUCCAUCUCUCAGGACACCGCGCCGGGGAGCGUGCUGGGCAAGGUGACGGCGACGGACGCCGACGCCAGGGAGAACGCGCAAGUCAGGUACUCCCUGGAGUACGGCGGUGAAGGGCUCUUCGCGGUCGACGAGAGAACGGGCGAGGUCGCGUUUCAGGGCUCGGCCAAGGUCAUAUACAAGAGCCUGUACGAGCUGACCAUCUCGGCGAGGGACACCGGCGACCAAAUCACGCUCACGAACGCCAUCGUGGAGAUCGUCCGCAAGGACAACCUGAGGCACCUCGAGUUCGACAACUACAACGGCUACGACUUCAAGGUCUCCGAGGACAGGGGCGACUGCACCUCCAUGCCCAGGGGAUUCGGCAGGGAGAUCGGCACGGUGCGCACCACGCCGCAAUACGGCAACGCCAAGGUGGACUACACGAUCGUGUACGGCGAUCCGAAGGGCAACUUCAGGAUCGACCCGCACACCGGCGUGAUCAGUACCGCCGGCUGCCUGGACCGCGAGCAGGAGACCUACUACAGGCUGCAGUUGUUGGCGCACGCCAAUCUCGCGUACGGCCACACGAUCGUCAACAUCACCGUCGAGGACGUGAACGACAACCCGCCGAGGUUCCCAAAGGGCGAAUGGGGAGACGAGAUACUGCUGAACGAGAACGCGGCGGUCGGCCAGCAGGUGUGUCUGGCUCGCGCCCGAGACUGGGACUCCGGCGCCAACGCCAGGAUCGUUUACUCCCUGACGCACAAUCCCGGCGAGCAGUUCAAGGUCGACGAGAACUCCGGUAUCAUAUACCUCGGCAAGCCGAUCAGAGCGCCGCCCGGCACGAUUCUCCACCUGGAGGUGACGGCGACCGACUCCGGCAGUCCGCCGUUGUCGGCGCAGUAUCAGGUCCGCGUGACGAUCGAAGACGUGAACGACCACACGCCGGUCUUCAAGUUGACCAACUACGAGACAUCCCUGCCCGAAUCCACGCCUGUGAACGAGCGUUUCUUCUGGCUGACGGCUACCGACACGGACUUCGGCGCGAACGGUCAGGUGUUCUACAGCGUGACCGACGGGAACGCGGAGGGUCGCUUCGGGAUCUUCCCGGACGGGCAGGUGUACGUGAAGAAGGAGCUCGAUCGCGAACAGCAGGAUUACUACGCCCUCGAGAUCACCGCGUCGGACCAGGGUCAGCCGGCCAGGAGCUCCGUGGUGCCGAUGGUGGUGCACGUAAUCGACGAGAACGACAACGCGCCCGAGUUCACCAACAGCAGCUUCAGCUUCCACCUGCGCGAGAACGAGCCCCCGGACACCUUCGUCGGCAAACUGCUCGCGACCGAUCGCGACGUCGGCCGUAACGCCGACCUCAUAUUCUCCCUGCCGUCCAACCAGCAGGACUUCAUCGUCGACCCGAAGAACGGCUUCAUCAAGUCCAUGCGCGUGUUCGAUCGGGAGCUGCUGAUGACCAACACCGGCCGUAGCUCCAUCUCCUUGGAGGUGUUCGUCGCCGACAACGGCGUGAAUCGGCUGCACGACCGCGCCAAGGUCACCAUCUACGUCACCGACGUGAACGACAACGUGCCGCAGUUCCAACGGCUGCCCUACGACGUCCAGAUCAGCGAGGGCGCCGCCAUCGGCACGCAACUGCUGCGGGUGUACACCACCGACGCCGACGAGGGCCUCAACGGCGACGUGUUCUACUCGCUGGAGGACGGGAAUCAGCACGGCAACUUCAUGAUCGACGAGGCGACCGGGCAGAUCUCGCUGGUGAAGGAGCUCGACCGCGAGACCUUCGACAGCUACGUGCUGACCGUCGUCGCGCACGACGCCGGCCUGGAGACUCGGCUGUCGUCGAGCGCGACCGUCCGCGUCGAGGUGACCGACGAGAACGACAACGUGCCGCGUUUCGUCGACAACAAGCCGAGGAUCUCCGUGUUGGAGACCGCGCCGAUCAACACCGAGCUGCUGAGAUUCAAGGCCACCGACAUCGACCUCAACAACAACAGCGACCUGUCGUUCGCAAUAUCAGCCGGCAACCGGAGGGACACCUUCUACAUCGACCCGCUGACCGGUACGUUGUACCUGAGGAAGCCCCUCGAUUACGAGGAUCUGCAGCGGUACAUGCUGAACGUCACCUGCAGCGACAACGGCCACCCCAGGCUCAGCUCGGUCACCACUCUGAUCGUCGAGGUGAUCGACGCGAACGACAAUCCGCCGGUGUUCCCGACCACCGCGAUAGUACGGCAGAUUCGCGAGGGUAUCCUCGUGCGCACGCCGAUCGUCACCAUCACCGCCGAGGACCCGGACUCGGGCGACAACGGGGUCAUCAGCUACUCGAUCCUCAGCCAGGAGCCGGAGGAUCAAGUGCGCCGGUUCGGCAUCAACCCCUCGAGCGGUGUGAUACACACGCUGCAGCCGAUCGACCGCGAGGAGGUGGACAACUUCAAGCUGGUCGUGGUCGCCACCGACCGUGCGCAGCCGCCGAGUGCUCGGCUGUCCGCCGAGAAGGUCGUCGUCGUAAUCGUCGAGGACGUCAACGACAACGCGCCGAUCUUCGUCAGCAUGUCGGCGGUGGUGCUACCGCGACACGUAAGCCGCUCGAACUACCCGCACCACCACCAGCACAAGUCCCCCGAAGAGGUCCUGGUGACUCAGCUGCUCGCACGCGACCUCGACACCGGCACCAACGGCUUGGUAACUUACGAGCUGCUACGUUCCAGCAGCAACUACUCCGACAUGUUCCGCAUAGAGCGCAGCCACGGCUACCUCACGAUGAAACUGCCGUACCCGUCGUCGAAGAACGCGCACUACCUGGAGCGCGCGUUCAAAUACCAGGUGGGCGUGCGGGCGACCGACGAGGCGGUCCAAGCGGAGCGUCGCUCCUCGGAGACCUACGUGACCUUGAUCGUGCCGAGCGAGGACGGCGACGAUCAGCCGGUGUGGGAGCACCGCGGCCAGGUCGACGGCAACGUGUACGAAAACGAGCCGGUGGGCACCAGCAUCCUGCGGGUGAGCGCCCGCUCGCGCCGCUCUUCCUCCAACCUCGAGCUCGAGUAUUACGUGACGAACGUGACCGCCGGCGGCACCGGCUUCCAGGUCGACCGGCUCUUCGACGUCGACACGAAGACGGGCGUGCUGUCCACCGCGGCGGCUCUCGAUCGGGAAACCGGCGCUCAGUGGUACGAGGUGGAGCUGUACGCCAUCGGCCUCGGCGGCGGCAGGCCCAGUACGACGUCCACUAAAGUGCACGUGAGAGUGUUGGACAAGAACGACGUGGCGCCUACGUGGGGUCCGGGCUCGUGGAAAUUCGAUAUCUCCGAGGAGGCGCCGCCGCACACCGUGAUCACCGUGCUCAAGGCCGACGAUCCGGACACCAUAGGCACUCUGACCUACACCCUGGUGCCGAAUCAUCGUCUCGGGUCGAACGGUAAGCCCGAAUCCGCGAACGACGACUACGACGCGGAGAAUCAAUUCAACCUCGACUCGUCCACCGGCCAGUUGAGCCUCGCUGAGGCCUUGGACAGAGAAACGAAGGAGAAGUACCUGUUGAAGGUGCGCGCCGACGAUGGACUGCAGCACAGGGACAUCGUGCUCACCAUACAUGUUACCGACACCAACGACAACGCGCCAACCUUCCAAAGCACGGCCUACUCAUUCGACGUCCCAGAGAACGUGCCGAGGGGUAGCCGCGUCGGCCAAGUCGUCGCGAUGGACGCCGACGCUGAAGGACCCAACAGUCAGUUGAGCUACGUGCUGAUCUCCGACUGGGCAAACGACGUGUUCUCAUUGAACCCGAACACCGGCGUGUUCACGCUCACCGCGAGCCUCGACUACGAGCAGGUGCAGCACUACAUCCUGGUCGUGCAAGCGACGGACGGCGGCGAUCCGGCGUUGUCGUCCACGGUGACGGUUUACUGCAACGUCGUCGACCUGAACGACAACGUGCCGAUCUUCGAGGUCGGUCCGCACGCUGCCGACAUCAUGGAGAACGCGACCGUCGGCACCCCGGUGCUCACUGUGACCGCUCAGGACCUGGACUCCGGUGACAACGGCAGAGUAAUCUACGCCGUCGUCGGCGGCGACGACGAUGGUGACUUCGGGGUGAGUGCGAAUGGCACCCUCUUCACGCAACGACCCCUCGAUCGUGAACGGAAGCCGUUUUACAACCUGGUGCUGAGCGCCACCGACAGCCCGUUGCCGCCCGCCCGGCCGCUCUCUUCCAUGGUACAGGUGACGGUAGUGUUGUUGGACGUGAACGACAUGUCGCCUGAGUUCAUAUCGCCCACAAAGAUAUCGAUAAUCGAGAACGCGCCGAGCAACACGGUGGUGAUGUCGAUCAAGGCCGUCGACCGGGACGAAGGUCGGAACGGCUACGUGGAGUAUUCUCUGGAGAACGACAGUUUGCCGUUUACGUUGGGCACCGUGGACGGGCUUCUGCGCGUCUCCGGGCCGUUGGACCGCGAGCAGACGUCGAACUACACCCUGCAGGUCACCGCCAAGGAUCGGGGCGAGCCGCCGAGGUCGUCGUCGAUCACCGUCACCGUCGCAGUGCUCGACGAGAACGACAACUCGCCGGUGUUCGACCCCAAGCAAUACUCCGCCACUGUUGCCGAAAACGCCAGCAUCGGCGCCAGCGUACUCCAAGUGUCGGCGAUGGAUCGGGACGAGGGCGCGAACGGUAGGGUGCGUUACAACAUCGCGAAGGGCGACGACAAUCGGGACUUCACGAUCUCUGAGGACGGCGGGGUGAUUCGGGUGGCAAAGAACUUGAACUUCGAGCGUAAGGCCAGGUACCACUUGAUCAUUCACGGUGACGACUGCGCGAUGGAGGUCGGCGAGAUGUCUCUCCGUGACGUCGCUCAGGUCACCAUCACCGUGUUGGACAUCAACGACAACGCGCCGGUUUUCCUCGACUCGCCUUAUAUCGCGCACGUUAUGGAGAACAUGGUUCCGCCGGGUGGCGGCUUCAUCAUACAGGUCAAGGCAUACGACGCGGACACGCCGCCGUACAACGACCAGGUGCGGUACUUCCUCAAGGAGGGCGACACGGAUUUAUUUCGCAUAAACGCGAGCACCGGCGACAUAUUUCUCCUACGGCCAUUGGACAGGGAGCUGAUGUCCGAGUACACGCUCACUCUAGUGGCCAUGGAUACCGGCUCGCCGCCUCUCACCGGCUCGGGCAUCGUCAAGAUCAUCGUGCUCGACGUGAACGAUCACAGCCCGGAGUUCGCCAGGCAGCACUACAAGGCCACCAUGCUGGAGAACAUGCCUGCUGGGACUUGGGUCACCAAGUUGCACGCCGUCGAUAAGGACGAGGGGCUCAACGCGAAGAUCAGGUAUAGUCUAUAUGGAGACAAGGUAGAACACUUCUCUGUGGAUCCCGACACGGGUGAUGUAUCCACCACGGUGUCGUUAGACCGCGAGCAGACCGCUGUAUACCAUCUCACCCUGCUGGCGCAGGACUCGAGCCCGACGGAGCGCGCUACUGCCGUCAAACUGACGGUCUACGUGCAGGACGUGAACGACAACGCACCCCGCUUCUCCAGUCCCCGAUACAUGGCUUAUGUUCCCAGCGGAACCAAACCAGGUGACUUCGUGUUCGGCGCGAAAGCGGUCGACGAUGACGACGGCGAGAACUCGCGGAUCGUUUACCGGCUCCAGGGCGACGACUCCAAACGGUUCGACAUCGACCUCGACAACGGUGUGAUACGCGCCACCCAGGAACUGGCGAACGACAAGACCACUUAUCAGUUGCAAAUACAAGCGUCCGACUGCGGAGCCGAGCCCCAAAACGUCACCGCUGACCUGGUGAUACACCUGUGGGAGCGGCAGUUGUUCCCCAGUUUUGAGUCGAACGUCAGCACCAGGUUCACGCAGCCCGAGGACGUGCCGGAGGGCACUCUGAUCACCAAGCUGACGGCGACCUCGCCGAAGAGCGGACCGGCCAGUAACCUGAUCUACGGCAUAGCCGGCGGAAACGUCGGAGACGCUUUGAAAAUCGACUCCCACACCGGCGAGGUCGUGGUGGCCUCCGGUUUCGAUUACGAGACUGCUCCGCACUACGAAGCUUGGAUCGAAGUGCGCGACUCGGAUGAUCCGCCGCUACGCAGCGUCCUCCAACUGCUGGUGAACGUCACCGACGCGAACGAUAACGCGCCGGUCAUGGAAGCGGCAAUUUACAACGCGACCGUCCUGGAGGACGAGUACCCGCCGUUAUCCGUCAUCAAUGUGGCCGCGAGAGAUCGCGAUUCCGGCGAGAACGGUCAGGUCAUUUAUGUUUUGGUUGUACAUUACAACGAGUCCUUUACCAUCGACAGCAACACCGGAAGGAUCGACACCAACACUAAAUUGGAUCGUGAAAAGAUCGCGUCUUACGAGCUGAUCGUGGAGGCUCGAGACCAAGGUCAUCCUCAGCUGACCGGCAGCGCGACGGUGUUGGUGACCGUGUUGGACAAGAACGACAAUCCUCCGCACUUCACGCGGCUGUUCAGCGUGAACGUGACGGAGAACUCUGAGAUCGGCACGUUCGUCAUACGUAUCACCAGCAGCGACCGGGACAUCGGCCAAAACGCCAACGUCAGCUACGGCUUCACUCACAAUCCAGGGGGGAAGUUCUCCAUCGACGCCCUCAGCGGAAACGUUACCGUUGCCGGGCAUCUCGACAGAGAAGAGCAGGACGAGUACCUGCUGAAGAUCGUAGCGCUGGACGGUGCGUGGAAGUCGAAGACCGACCUGACGAUCACGAUCCAGGACCAGAACGACAACUCGCCCGAGUUCGAGGAGAACAUCUACCACUUCCACUUCCCGGAGCUACAGCCGGCGGUGGCUCACGUCGGCCAAGUGACAGCGGUGGAUCAUGACAAGCAGGGGCCGAACUCGGCCGUGUCCUACAGCCUGUUGCAACCGUCCGACCUCUUCACCGUCGACCCGGUGACCGGGGACGUCUUCAGCAAGCGUACCCUGCGCUACAAACACACUCACCGGCCCUCCUCGCCGGAGAACCUGUACUCGUUGACGGUGGUGGCGACCGACAACGGCAAGCCGCCGAUGUCCUCGCGCUCGGUGGUCUACGUGAGCGUGGUGGACGCCAACAACAACGCGCCCCGCUUCGAGUACAGAUCCUACCUGUCGCCUGUACCGGAAAAUUACGGCGUCGGCAAACACAUCACCCAGCUGGUGGCCCGCGACGACGCCGACUUCGGCGUGAACGCCGAGAUAGACUACUCUUUGGUGAGCCUGAACGGCAGCGAUCUGUUCUCCAUCGAGGAGCGCUCCGGGUGGAUAUACGUGCGCAAGAGCCUCCACGGCAUCAACGUCGACACGAUGUUCCUCUUCACGGCCGUCGCCACCGACCGAGGUGUGCCGCCGCAGAAGGACGAGGUCACGUUGACUCUGGUCAUCUCCGGGGAGAAUCGGCACCAGCCUACCUUCGCAGCUGUUAGCUACCAGGUGAGGGUGCCCGAGAACGAGCCGGUCAACACUACGAUCGUGACGGUGAGCGCCAAGGACGACGACACCGGGCCGAACGGCAUGAUCCGCUACAAGAUCUCCGCCGGGAACGAGAGGAAUGAAUUCUCCGUGCACUCCAUCACCGGCGCGGUCACCAUAUUGGAGCCUCUCGAUUAUGACCUGGUGCAAGAGUACCAGCUGAACAUCACCGCCACCGAUCUGGGCUUCGAACCGCGCCAGGCGGUGGCCACCUUGAUCGUGAACGUCUCGGAUAUCAACGACAACCCGCCGAUCUUCAACCAGAGCGUCUACGACGCCUACUUACCGGAGAACUCGCCGCCGGAGAGUUUCGUCUACAAGGUGGUCGCUCGAGACAUCGACUCGCCCAAGUACGCCGUGGUGCAGUACAAGAUGCUCAGCGACAGCGCGGAGGGUCACUUCCGCAUACACGGCAACACCGGCGAGAUCACGUCGGUCACCAGCUUCGACUACGAGGAGGCGAACGAGUACAAUCUCCACAUCGUCGCGGCCAAUCCCGACUCCAGUCCGCAGAUGGUCGGUUUCACGACCGUGAGGGUGCACAUCACCGGGGUGAACGAGUUCUACCCGAAGUUCAUCCAACCGGUCUUCCACAUGGACGUGUCGGAGAGCGCAGAGGUGGGCACGUCGGUCGGUCUGGUCCAAGCCACCGAUCAAGACUCAGGGGAAGACGGCCGGGUGUACUACCUCUUCGUGGGCUCGUCCAACGACCGUGGCUUCUCCAUCGGCUCGGAGACCGGUAUCAUAAGGGUGUCCCGACGGCUCGACCGCGAGACGCAGAAUCGCGUGGUGCUGACGGUGAUGGCGAAGAACGGCGGCGGCAUACGCGGCAACGACACCGAUGAGGCCCAGGUGAUCGUCUCCAUCCAGGACGGCAACGACCCGCCGGAGUUCCUUCAGAACUUCUACGAAGCCAACGUGUCGGAGGGCGCCGUCUACGGCACCCGGGUGGUCACCGUUCGCGCGAUUGACAAGGACAUACGACCGCAGAACAAUCAGUUCUCGUACUCCAUCAUCGGCGGCAACCUCGGGCAAGGUUUCAAGGUGGACCCGCAGACCGGCGACAUCGAGACGGCGAAGCAUCUCGAUCGGGAGACUGUGCACGCGUACGACCUGACGAUCGGCGCGAUCGACACCGGCUCACCACCCCAGACUGGCACUGUGAUGGUGCACAUCGAACUCUUGGACGUAAACGACAACGGCCCGGUCUUCGACCCGCCGGAGGUGAUCGGCUAUGUCAGCGAGAACGAGCCGGCAGGUACCACCAUCAUGACCCUGAGCGCAACCGAUCCUGACCUGCCGCCUAAUGGCGCUCCGUUCACCUACCGGUUGAUCGGUGGAAGGCAGAGCAACAUGGUCACGUUGGACAAGCAUUCCGGGGUACUGAAAACCACCAGGAGCCUCGACAGGGAAACGAUGCCGCAGCUAGACCUCGUGGUCGAAGUUGAGGACUCGGGCGUACCGCGGAUGAAGAGCGAGAACACGGUAACGGUGAUCGUCACCGACCAGAACGACAGCCCGUCCACGUCGAGGUCGGUGCACGUGAUCGUGUACUCCUUCAACGGGAAGACUCCGCUGGGAAAUAUCGCCGACGUGCAUCCGAACGAUCCGGAUACCACCGGCGCUUACUCCUGCAGGAUCCUGCCGGGCUCGAACUCGCGCGUGCUCGCGAUCCCCAUCGCCUGCGAUCUGCACGUCAACAAGAUCACAUCCGGAGUUGGCUAUUCGUUGAGCGUCUCCGGCAACGACGGCCGGCACCCCGACGUCGUCUCCAAGGUCACCGUCGAGUUCCUCAUCUUCUCGAACGCCACGAUCGAGAACAGCGUUACCUUGAAGAUCUCCAAGAUGACUGCGAAGGAUUUCCUCAGCCGAUACUACCGACCUCUGCUGGAUCUCCUGCACGAGAAGGCCGACGUCGGCGACAUUUUCACCAUCUUCAGCAUCGGCGACGACGAUCCGGACCUGAACGUCUACAUAGCGGCGAAGUCAUCGCAGGGAUACCGUUUGAAGUACGACGUCGUGGAUCUGCUGUCGCGCAAUAAAGAACAAAUCCAGUCGCUGCUCGAAGGCAAGUCGUUCACCAUCGGUUACUCACCGUGCAAGCACGCCCCGUGCGAGAACGGGGGCAGCUGCAGCGACCGAUUAGCGAUAUACGACGACGCCAGGAUCACCGACAGUCAGGCGCUGAUUCUGACGUCUCCCCGGGUGCUGCACGAGAUGGUCUGCAAGUGUCGGGACGGCUUCAUCGGCGACAGGUGCGAGAAGAGGCAGGAUCCCUGCUCGCCGAACCCCUGCUUGCUGGAAGGACAAUGUCGGCGCCUGGGAUACGACUUCCAGUGUAUCUGCCCGAUCGACCGCGACGGCAAGCUGUGCGAGCUCGAGAGGGGCGACGCGUGCGCCAGCAAUCCUUGUCGGAAUGGCGGCUCCUGCCAGAAGAGUCCGGACAGCUUCAGCUUCUUCUGCCUGUGCCGGGCGGGCUACAGAGGGAACCACUGCGAGGCGGUGUCCGAUUCUUGCCGCCCGAAUCCCUGCCUGCACGGCGGCCUGUGCGUGAGCGAGAAACCCGGGUACCGAUGCAGCUGUCAGGAGGGCCGCUACGGACGGCACUGCGAACGAUCGACCUUCGGCUUCGACGAGCUGUCGUACAUGGCAUUCCCGACGCUGGACGCCAGCACAAACGACAUCACCAUCGUGUUCGCCACCAACAAGCCGAACGCGCUGCUGUUGUACAAUUACGCCGCGCACACCGGCGGCCGUUCGGACUUCGUCGUGCUCGAGCUGGUGAACGGCCGGGUGGUGUUCUCCUAUGGCGGUGCCAGGAGCGCGAUCACCUCCGUCACCAUCAAAACCGAGAAUCCGGUGUCGGACGGCAUGUGGCGCAAAGUCACCGCCACGAGGAACGGCAGGUCGGUCUCGCUCAGCGUGUCCCUCUGCACGGAAAACGGCGACAUCUGCGACGACUGCAAACCCGGCGACGGCAAUUGCUACGCGACCGAGACGGGCCAGACCGGGACGCUGAACUUCAACAAUAAUCCUCUACUGCUGGGCGGCUUGAAGGACGCCGACCCCGUGCUGGAACGUUCAGGCCAGGUGCAUUCCGACGAUUUCGUCGGCUGCAUUCAAUCGGUGUCGAUAAACGGCAGAUCCCUGAACCUGACGAAUCCGCUGGCGUCUCGCGGCGUCAAGUCCACAUGCGUCCGGUCGCGGAAGAGUCCCUGUUUGAGGGGAGACGAGAACGAGCCCGUCUGCGGCGCGGAGGAUCAGUGUUACGACAAGUGGCACCAGGUGAUGUGCCAGUGCGGGUCCGUGAUAGCGCCGAAUUGCCACGGCGCCUUCGAGCCCGUCACGUUGAGCGAGGGUGGAUUCGUGGAGUUCAAGGUAACGGAGAAGCACAAGAGGAUGCAACUGUUAGUGGAACUCUACGGCGGCUCCACCAGAUGGCACGGCACGAAUCGCACGAAACGCGACAUCGCACAGGACACGAGCUUCAUAACGAAUCCUUCGCCCUUGAAGACGAUCGGUCUGAUGUUCAGAACCGUGAAGUCCAACGGGAUCCUGAUAUACGCCGCUACCAAUACGCAUUUCACAUCUGUAGAGCUCCGUGACGGACAGCUGAUCUACAUGUCGCAGCUCAGAACGGCGGUGAACAUGUCGGUCAACAUCGAGGGCGGCCUCGCCGACGGGCAUUGGCACAACCUGACGCUCCACGCUUAUUCGCGAGGAUUGAGGCUGCUGGUCGACAACGUGCUGAGGGGCGACGAGCUGGAUUUAACGAGUAUCCACGACUUCUUGGACCCUUACUUGUCCGUCCUGUCGAUCGGUGGGGCCAGCCAAGACUUCUAUUAUGUUCACGGCGCCGGCGCGAGGAGCUUCGAGGGUUGCUUGGCGAACUUCACCAUCAACAACGAGGUGCAGCCGUUCAACGGUUCCGGCACCAUCUUCAAGGACGUCACCUACCGUGGCAAAGUGAGCACCGGCUGCAGAGGGCCGAUCGGCAUCAGCGCGGCCGCCGACGCGGACCCGCUCAGCAUCGGCAUCACCCUGGUGAUCGUCUUCUUCGUCAUACUGCUGAUCGCGAUCCUGGUCAGCUUCAUAGUCUUCCGGCUGCGCCGGCAGAAUAAGGAGAAGUCGGCGCCGUCGGUCGUCAACAAGAACACCAACGCCAUCAUCGCCGGCAAUCCGCUGGUCGGCGCCGGCGGCGACAACCUCAUGUCCCGCCAUGAGAACACGUACAUCUCCGACACAUCGGACCUGCGCGGAGUCGGCCACAUGGGGCCCGAGCUCAUCUCCAAGAAGUACAAGGAGCGCGAGAUCAACUCCGCCGCCGAGCACCGGCCCCAACGACCGGACAUCAUCGAGCGGGAGGUCACCAAAUCGCCGCCCAUCCGCGACGAGCACCCACCACUGCCGCCGCCUGCCCAGACCUCUCUUCACUCCCACGAGCACAACCCCGAGCCCGAUAUCCCGGAGCACUACGACCUGGAGAACGCCAGUUCCAUCGCGCCCAGCGACAUCGACAUCGUGUAUCAUUACAAGGGCUACCGCGACGGAAUGAGGAAGUACAAGGCCACUCCGCCUCCUAUUGGUAACUACGGUAACCACCACAAGCACACGGGGCAACAGCACCGGCACACCGGUCCCUUCCCCCCGCGGACGAUGCCGCCGCCCAACGUGAGCCAGCCGCCGGGGCCGGCGCCGAAGUUGCUGCAGAGCACCCCUCUGGCGAGACUGUCGCCCAGCAGCGAGCUCUCGGCGCAGCAGCCGCGGAUCCUGACGCUGCACGACAUCAGCGGCAAGCCGCUGCAGAGCGCCCUGUUGGCCACCACGUCGUCGUCGGGCGGCGUCGGCAAGGACGCGUUGAACUCCAACAGCGAGAGAAGCCUGAACUCGCCCAUUAUGAGCCAGCUGUCGGGCUCGACCGCCAGUAGGAAGGCGCCGCAGUCGAACAACGAGAACUCCGUGAACAACGUGUCGUCGGGGCCGAUGGGUCUCACCGCGGAGGAGAUCGAGCGGCUGAACUCCCGGCCGAGGACGUCCAGCCUGGUCUCCACGUUGGACGCGGUGAGCUCGUCGAGCGAGGCGAGGGGGCCGCCGGCCCACGGGCCUCUCCACCAUCACCGACGGCACACGCCGCCGGUGGAGAGGCUCGAACGGCGCAACUCGUCGACCACCGACGAGAGCGGUAACGACAGCUUCACCUGCUCGGAGAUCGAGUACGACAACGGAUCGUUGGUGGGCGAUAAGCGGUCGGACAACCUCUUCGCCAAGCAGGACGACGAAGAGGUCGGCCAGCGUAACAACGAGUCCGGGCAGUCGACGAAGCCGCCGUUGCCGCCGAACGUCAACUACGACGGUUUCGACAGCUCGUUCCGCGGCUCCCUGAGCACCCUCGUCGCCUCGGACGACGACCUGUCGACCCAUAUGGGCGCUCUCUACAGCAGCAGGCACGCCAGCAACGGCUCGCCGGCCCUCACCGAGGACUAUCUCAGCUGGGACUACGUGCUCAACUGGGGGCCCAACUUCGAGAGCCUCGUCGGUGUCUUCGUCGACAUCGCCGAGCUCCCGGACAGCGCCAGUCGAGUGCCCAGCACGCUGCGAUUGCCGGCGAACAUCCCUAAGCCGUCCGAGGAAUACGUCUGAGAGAGAAAGAGAGGGAGAAACAGGCCGACGGAGACGACAAAGACGGUACUUCGAACGGCUGCUCGCCGGAACGAUUUAGUGGACUGACGGGUUUUCUUUUUCUUCUUUAAUUUAGUGACGAUCGCGAGCGGUCUCGUUCGGGGAACGGAAAGGUCGAACCCGUGCCGGAGGAGUCCCCGCGAUCUAGCAGCGUCGAAACGUGUUUCUAGUUCGAACUCUGCAAUCGUCGUCGGUCGGUAUUAAUAGCGAGCAGUUAGUCGCCACGUCCGAUAUCCGGCUCGAGGAACUUGGAGCGUACGCUCGAAGGAGAAAGCGCCGACCUGUCGAAGGUUGGGCUCUCGAGUGUUCCUGGAAGGAAGAAGAGUCGUCGCGACUCGUGAAACCGCGAUGAGCCGCCGGCCGCAUAUCGAACGUGUGAUCAUCUUGCCAUAAAAAGUGUAAAGAAGGGAAUCCCCCCUCCCGAAGUGAACGGACCACUCGUUCGUCUUACACGGACACACACAUACACUUUCCGGGGACACCCCGUGUUGUCUCGUACUGCGUAUCUAUUAUCCUGCGAAUUUGUAAAUAUCGAUUGACGCGUGUCAAACAAUCAAAAAACGCGACUCCCAGUCGUCGGAGUGCGCGAUACGUCCACUUUCGAUCGUACGAUCGAUCAAACUGUAAAGAGAGAGAGAGAGAGAGAGAGGAAUUUCGCGAUCUGGAACGUCAACCGCAUGGCAUUUCGCGUUAGCUUGUAGCGCGAUCGCAUGCGAAAGUCCCCGAAUUAAAUGGAACUGGAUGAUUCACGCGGGAUGCCAAUUGCGCGUCGAAUGCCAUCGUAGUUGCAUAAGCGAGAUGGGGAGACGUGCGACUGAGUAUCGAGGCAGGUCCGAUUAACUAUUAAAUAGUAACUGUUCUGUAUAUAUCCUAAGGAAAAAAAAACAAUCCCGUGCCAGAUACACGCUGGAUACAGUCGCACACGUCGCGUUAAUUGUCGAUUCCACGGUCGGUGAAUGAAGCGAGAUGAAGCGUGGUAGCCAUUAAACACCAGCUAACAGUCGUAUCGGGAAGAAAAUUCCCAUAUAUAAUUAUAUGUACGAUUACAUAUAAUUAUAUAUAAUUAUAUA
Molecule: messenger RNA, 16300 nt
Organism: Dinoponera quadriceps
Lineage: Eukaryota; Metazoa; Arthropoda; Insecta; Hymenoptera; Formicidae
Gene: ft
Product: cadherin-related tumor suppressor
Exons: 20
Coding region: 63-15191 (5042 amino acids)
Biological process (GO): homophilic cell-cell adhesion
Cellular component (GO): plasma membrane; catenin complex
Molecular function (GO): calcium ion binding; cadherin binding
Source: RefSeq, a predicted model, not a curated record